AUGUGUGAAAUAAAACUUAAAUACGUUGUCUCUGAACGAAUCACGAGUGACAGUAAACCGGCGACACGCAAUAAAUUAUCACGAAAUUUCCGCGAAAUCCUAACGAGAAUUAUAAAGCAGAUUGUAGUGCGGUAUUAUACUCUUAAAAAUGUACUUUUAACUCAGGAUCGUUUGCUGGAGGUUAAAAGUCUUAAGUUCGCGUUAUGCAAUGAUACUAUGUAUGCAAAAGGGGGAACUCCAAUCAAUCGAUUACCUAUUAUGGCAAAGUCUGUUCUUGACCUGUACGAACUAUAUAAUUUAGUGAUUGCCCGAGGUGGUUUAGUAGACGUAAUAAACAAAAAAUUAUGGCAAGAAAUUAUAAAAGGCUUACACCUGCCCUCGAGUAUUACUUCUGCAGCGUUUACUUUACGUACACAGUACAUGAAAUAUUUAUACCCGUACGAGUGCGAGAAGCGACGACUAUCGACACCAGCGGAGUUGCAAGCGGCGAUAGACGGGAAUAGACGGGAAGGACGUCGCAGCAGUUACGGAGCCUACGGAGGAGGUAGUGGUGAUAACAUGGUACCACGCACCCCGAGCACACCUGGUUCAUUGGCACUGCAUGCACAAAUGUCACCGCUAUCUUUAGUAUCUGCGUUGGGGCAGCACCACGGGGCUCAGGGUAUUGCUAACGGCAGCGCAGCACACACACCUCUGCCAUACCAUCCUCAUCAUCCCCAACAUCAGCAAGCCGCCGGGCUGAUGGCGGGUGGACCGCCGGCUGAUUUUGACGCUCGCGUAACAGACUAUCUAAAAAUGCUGCACCGAGACUUUCACCGUGGUACAGGAGCAACCUCACCUCCAAUGACGCUGAAGCACCAGGGUUCCCCGGAAGGUACGCCCCCGCGCGACACAAGAGAAGCCCUGAUGGAGAUGUCGAAGCUGACCCUGUGGAACAUGUACAACCCUUUAUACGGAGGACUGGCCCAGCCGCCAGUGUCACCGCAGACCUCGAACUCGCCACACCCGCAGUCGGCGAGCCCAGAGCCGCAGAGAGAAGCCCUGGACCUGGGGCUCCGCACAUCUCCAACCUCGACCUCGCCGCUCCGCCAUAGCUCGCCCUCCUCCGGCGGAAGUCUCCAAGUAAAGAAAGACCGGGACUCCCACGAGCCCUCCGCACUCAUCUCCCACAAACGGGCCCUCUCCGAAGACGAGGGGCCUCAUGAGAAAAUCCCCGCCCUCCCCGGGACUCAUAUCAAGAUCUCGAACCGCGGGGACGGCAGGAACGGCGACAACUCCCUCGCCGUCAGCAUGGAGAUCAACGGAAUGAUGUACCAGGGUGUUCUUUACGCACAAAGCGACAACAAUAAUAAAUCUAUCAGUAUGAAUAAUAAUAACAACAAAACAAGGAGUUUAGUAUCGUGA
Molecule: messenger RNA, 1404 nt
Organism: Cotesia congregata
Lineage: Eukaryota; Metazoa; Arthropoda; Insecta; Hymenoptera; Braconidae
Source: the annotation of a GenBank genome assembly